Molecule: messenger RNA, 3552 nt
Organism: Anopheles stephensi (Asian malaria mosquito)
Lineage: Eukaryota; Metazoa; Arthropoda; Insecta; Diptera; Culicidae
Exons: 2
Coding region: 503-1954 (483 amino acids)
Molecular function (GO): protein binding
Source: RefSeq, a predicted model, not a curated record
GUGAGGGUGAGAACGUACCGAGCUCACGCGUGAGAUGAGAGCAGUACGGGCUGGCGUUUAUAAAAGCGUUCCAUCGUCGCACUAUCGGCUCAGUCGCUGUGCGAAUCUUCAGCUGGUCUGAGAGAUUAAACGGUUAAGUGGACACGGUGCGGAAAGUGAAAGACGCGGUGCAUUCUUAAGGCACUCUCAUGUGUAGCAAUCAUAUGUGCUAGAGCCUGAUUGGGGUAGUGAAAUUAACAGUGCGUUGAGAUGUGGAAAAGCAAUCGAAAUGAACGGUUAAAAAGGAAAACUUAAUGUGUUGCUAUAAAAGAAAAGUGUAUGCAAUUGUGCUAUAAAACUGUGCUACUAAUUUACUAAAACAUAACAGAGCGCGCGCCUGUGUAAACCUUGUGCAUUUAAAGUAGAAAACACUAAGUUCCGUCUGCAGCUGGUCUGAGCGGAUCGGUGUGCUGUGUGUGUGCGUGUGUGUGUGUUGUGCGUUUUGUGGCGAAGAUUAACGAAAAUGCACUUCGGAUUAGCGGAUGCAUCUGUGUGGCUAAUGUUGAUCGCGGUGCGAUUACAGCUCUGCACCUGCUCCAAGUACACCUGUACGAUCAGUUCGGAUGGGUUCUGCAUCUUCCAGGGCGUACACAUCGAAAGUCCGGAGCAGGCGGCGAACGUGCAGCUGGAACCGCCGGCCGGUGCGGCGACCGAUGUGACGCGCGUCAAGUUCCGCGACUCGAGCAUGUUCAUGCUGCCCGCCGGCCUUUACAGUGCGUUCCGCCAGCUGCAGGAGCUGCGCGUCUGGUGGAUGCACCUGCACAGUAUUCACAUCGAUCCACGGCUACUAUCGCUAGACGCGGAGAAGAACCGUAUCAGCAGCAUUACGACCGAUCCGGGUACCGUACCGCUGCUGCGCAAGCUCGAACUCAACCAGAACCGGCUGCGCAACAUCGACAACAUUUCGGUGUUUGAAAAUCUGGAAAUCCUCGAGCUCGCCCACAACGAUCUCCGUACGCUCGAUCUAUGCGUGUUCCAGCGGAUGUCCAAGCUGCGGCUGCUGGACCUCUCGAGCAACAAUCUGGCGCUGGUGCGCAGUUCCAUCGGGCCGGAGAAGCUUACCUCACUGACAGUAUUAUAUCUGAACGAUAACCGGCUAACCUACCUGGAUCUGAGCGUGUUACGAUCGUUCCCGGCACUGGAAAAGGUACACCUAGCCAACAAUGCACUCGUCUACGUCGACCAUGACUCGCUGCCGACAAUGCUCCCCCGGCUAAGGGUAUUCCAUCUCCAGAGCAACGAUUGGCACUGUGAAGCACUAACGGAGCUGGUCGGACAGCUACGCAAGACCGGUGUGCAGGACUUUAAAACAUUCAGUGCGUUCACCUGCAAAGAGCGCAUGGUGGAAGGUGUAUGCUGUACCGAAAACAAACCCUUUUCGCUAGUGCGCAAAUCCAACCAGUAUCUCGCCAACUACGCCACCGAACUCAACGGACACACGCGUCAUCUGAUGCGUGAGUUACAGCACACGCGUCACGAGGUGGCACGGCUGAUCGCGAACGACAACUACACGCAGGUUUCGCUCCAAAACAUUGGUGACGAGGUGGAGGAGCUGCGCAAUCAGCUGACGGAUGCGCUGGCCGCACCAGACCCUGUGACGGGUCGUCCUGUUAAGCCUACCACCGCAAGCCGCCCCCCUGCCGGUGGGUCGGUAAAUCCCGAGCGGCUUGUAGCGGAGGUGGCAAAGUUACGGCGCGACUUCCAGAAGAUGGCCGGCGAGAAUCAAACGCUACGCCAGCAGCUGCGGCAGUACGAUAAGCUGCGCCAGGAGCUGGAAGCGCUGCGAACGGACACUACCGAGACGAAGCUAUCGUUUCAGCUGGUGAAGGAAGAGAACGCGCUGCUGCGGCAGGAUCUUCGCCAGCUGGAGCAGAAGCUGCAGCAGCUGUUUAGCCGUGGUGCGGUACCGGUCUGACGGCUUGUACCUGUGCCGGUUCGUGUGGAAUUGAUCUGAGCGCACGCGUUCAACGAUGCGUACGCCAUUUAUCUCUCACAUUAUUCUCUCUACUAGUGCGCUUACGGCUCAUCUCCCUUCCUCUCUGUAUCUGCCCCCCCUGGUGCUCGCCAGAAACACACACACUCAUAAAGGCUGGAAUGAGUCAGUGUAGGUGAGCGAGAGCAACACACGCGGGGAGUACUGAGCGAGAGAGCGAGAGAGCUUUUGAUCAUUAAUCGAAAUCGUAGCAGUCCGUGACAGGUGCGUAACGCACCGUUAAGUGGAGCUGCUACUACCGUACACUAUCUUUACUAAUCGCGUAGGACAAAGCGUAGCAAUCGGCUCUAGUGUCACUGUCCGAAUCGUACCAAAGAUCACUCACUCUAUUUUAGUAUAUCGUUAGCUAUGAUCUUCAGCGGAUAAAAGCAAAGCAGAAAAAAAGAAAAAAAGAAAAAAGAUUUAAGGAGGUUAUUCGAGUGAAUGCUGCAUAACUAGCUGUAUAACUGUCAUCCGUACAUCCGUGUUUGUAUAUGUCGGCAUGUGUAGUAGAAAUCAACCGCUGUUUCUUAAGAAAGUAACCGUGGGAACUAAACGAGCUCAAAUACGCUACCUCAAGCAAAGUCGCAGUGAAAAGGAAAAAAAAAGCCAAAAGGAAAACACACAAAUCCCUGCUCUCCUUGCUUAGACUAUACUGGAAGGUUUUAUUUGUUUUCGUUUCACCCUGAUCGCUCCUGAUGCGAACCGCGUGUCAUAAAACGAAAACAAUGCAACUAAGCGUCCCCCUGCUAGACGUCACUUUCGUUGCGUCACUUUCACGCCAUCCUGCGGCUCACGUGAUAGAGGUGUGAUGGUGUGAGAGUGAAAGAGAGAGAGAGAGAGGUCAGGCAAAGAAAAAGCUGCAAGUCAGCCUCGGAUCAGAUCGUGAGUCUACUAGCUGAUUGACAGGCAACAUCACCGACAUCAUCAUUGUUUGCAUUCAUCACUGUUGGCUGCCGAGGAGCUGCUCAAGCUUUCCGUUUCUAUUCUUCUCCUCCAUCAUGCUGUACAUCGACAGGUCGAUGCAGCUGUUCUAAAGCACUUAUUUAUUAAGACUUUUGCGGCAGGUUUAGUUAAGUUCCUCCCCCCACCUACCCCACCCCCCCUCAACCUGUUCUUGUAUGUAUAGUUUGGGAAGGCCACUAUCAAUGUAGCUAGAUGAUUACAUUUUUACUUAAACUCCCCGCACUAAGGCAGAAAGGGUUUUUGGGGUUUCUGGAAUUUCCUAAAAUAUUUAUUAAACAUUAGCAAGACAAGCCAAGAAAAAAAAAACUAAAAGACGCGGAACUACUCUCGGAAUCGUGUGGACUGAUGUACGCGCAUGACUCCUGAAUUGAAUGGCUCGAAUUAUGCGAAUGAACUGUUGCUGUAUUGCUUCAUAAUAUUACUACUGUACAAGCGAAAAAAAACAACCCCCCUAAAGCCUAACAAAGCCAGCGAACUUUCUCUGACAACGCGCUGCCAUCUGUAGAGUGUAUUGUAUUCGUGUAGCGUGUACUAGUGAAGUAAGCGAAGAAAACAACUUAAAGCUGCAAACGAAA